Molecule: messenger RNA, 846 nt
Organism: Ramularia collo-cygni
Lineage: Eukaryota; Fungi; Ascomycota; Dothideomycetes; Mycosphaerellales; Mycosphaerellaceae
Exons: 1
Coding region: 1-846 (281 amino acids)
Source: RefSeq, a predicted model, not a curated record
AUGGGCAGAAGAGCUGAGGAGGAUCAUAUCAUAGGCGAGGAGGAAAUGUCGGACAAGGACAGCAGCUUGGCAAAAGAACAAACCACGAACAGACGCGUCCAGCGAGACCGGCACCAGGCUCCAGAAGACUCAGAAAGCCAGUCUCCGAUCGCCACCACGAAGGAUGAUGAAGCUCUUGUCUUAAAGACCUCAAUAGACGCGACCGACGAGGCAAUCGACCCACCUACCGCAAGAAUGAACGCGUCCAAGCUACGCAACAGGAGAUCAGCUUUCGUGCGUCGCUCUGAGCGAAACAGUUAUCGUCCAGGAUGUUACGCAGAUGCACAGUACUAUGAGGAGUCCUCGCAAGAGCCCGCCGCAACACAAGCUCUAGAAGAGGCAGAAGAUGAGACUCCAUCCACAUUCCUCCGUCGCUCUAGGCGGAACAUCUAUCGUCCAGGAAGUUACGCGAUUGCGCCGCACGUUGAAGAGUCUUCUGAAGAGCCAGCCGCAACGACACAACUCACGCGACGUGCCUCGCGAGCAGCCAGGGGUCAGGUUCGCAACAAUGCCAACUCUGCUACCGACCGCUCCGACGACACCGAACAUCAGACCAGGAAGCCCCGUGCUCGAUGGCUAGUACCAGAGGAUAGCUCGGACAGCUCAGGAGAUGAUCACCAGGCGCCAGCGACAAUUGACAGGAGCGCGAGCAGAUCUCGAAUGGCGAGMACAGCUUCUGAAGAUGGAUCGACAGCCGCAAGUCAUGUCGCUGAGCACUCGUGCACACCAUACCCAGAACUCGACGGAGUAAAAGAUGAAAGUGCUCCUAUCAAGCGAGAAGGCCAAGAGUCAGACAACAGCUCGUAG